CCUCGCUCUCCUUGACUUCAUCGUCUUCUUCACGACCUUCGCCUAUUUCCUCCCGUACCACCCCUGGAGGCUCAGCGGCGCCGAAGCUGCCCUCUUUCUCCCUGAUUGCGCAGAAUGGCUCCUCCAUCUAGCAGUCGUGCUCCAGGCGGAUCCCCAGUUGCGCGAGACUAUCAGCCAUCCGGGUCGACCGUUCCCUCUCUCGGCGGUGGCGAUGCCAAGACUCCCAUGAUUGCUGGCUCCGUCUGCGGUGGACUCAUGGCCAUCGCAUGGAUCAUCGGCUUCACCAUAUACUUCCGCAAGCGCUGGAAGCGCAAGAUUCGCAACCGCAAGCGGCGCGCAGGGCUCGAGGUACCUCUCAGCCCACAUGAAGGCCCAGAGGCCCCACAGGAGAAGGUCGUCAUACCUCCUGACCCCGCUGUCCUGGCCGGUCUUGCGAAACCAGGAUCAGAUGCCUUCGAGGGGAUGGAGGACUUGAGGAAACCACGAAUAACACGAGGGCUCAGCAGGGCGAAGGGCCGGCUGGAAGGCAUCUUUGAGCAGGAGGAGAAGACCAAAGGAUCCCCACGUCCCUCAUCUUCGUCUGCACCCACUCUCGAUUGCGGUCCCCCCACUGCCUCGCAUUCAACAACGACAAUUAAGCCACCGCCACCACCUCCGCCUCCCCGCCAUCCGCGCAAUUCGAGCGGAGAGACUGCAGCUCCUCCAUCUUCCUCGUAGCCUACGUCUUCCCGACCCGGACACGACCCUGUAAUUGACAAUGUCACGGCUACCCAUAUAUUACUACGGUUAAUGCGGACUCAUGACCAUAUCCUUAUGCUCUGCUUGUAUUCUCAUUCUACAUCUAUCGUCUAUCUUGCGGAUUGCUCAAGAUGUUCGUCAUCUAUCAUCGCCGUCCUGCAUCAAAGCCCCCUUUCGCGCAGUACACCAGUGGAUAGCACAGCU
This is a messenger RNA of Schizophyllum commune H4-8, 942 nucleotides long. RefSeq lists its product as uncharacterized. The record is from RefSeq and is a predicted model, not a curated record. The transcript is spliced from 3 exons. NCBI's taxonomy places the organism in Eukaryota, Fungi, Basidiomycota, Agaricomycetes, Agaricales, Schizophyllaceae. The coding region runs from base 115 to 717 and encodes 200 amino acids.